This is a messenger RNA of Macrosiphum euphorbiae (potato aphid), 1386 nucleotides long. NCBI's taxonomy places the organism in Eukaryota, Metazoa, Arthropoda, Insecta, Hemiptera, Aphididae. The record is from the annotation of a GenBank genome assembly.
AUGGACAAUUGGAAGAAAAUUUCGUUUUUGGUCGGUGUGUUUGCAUUCAUAAGAGAAUUUCGACCCAUCGAACCAUUUUAUGCUGCGUACAUGACUAGUCCUUACAUUAAUUGUACUGUGGAACAGGUACCAACAGAGCUCUAUGCUGUGGGAUCAUAUUCUAUGUUUGUGUUGAUUAUUAUCAUAUUUUUGGUAACGGAUUAUGUCAGAUACAAACCUGUACUAAUCAUCGAUGGAAUUGGCGGAGUACUUCAUUAUAUGGCCAUAACAAAUCGUCCUUCAAAAUUCAGAAUACAGGUUGGACAGGCGUUCUAUGGCUUCUUUUUUUCCGCUGAAGUUGCUUUGUUUGGAUACUUAUAUGCAAUGGUGGAAGAAAAAGAAUUUUAUCAAAAAAUAACUGGUCACGCGAGAGCUGCAACAUUGACGGGAAAAUUCUUUUCAUCGUGUUUGUCCCAAAUUCUAGCCACCACUUUUGGAACUCCUCCGUUCAACGCUCUCGUUUAUAUGUCUAUUUUCGGUAUGUCAUCUACGACCAUAUGGGCGAUUUUCUUACCACCUGUUAAGAAUAGUCUUUACUUCCCCAAUAAGAAAAAAAUCGAAGAAACAUCUAUGGGACAAUCCACCGUCACCAUAUAUAACCCACAAAAGUAUAAAGAUUCUCAGCUGAGCAUUGAAGCAGCUCCCAAUCAGGAGAAAAUCGACAACCCCGAAAAUAACAGUGUCGUGGAACCAGAAGAGAGUGUGAUCAGUUCGCUGUACAAAGAUUUUAAACAAUCGUAUUCCGACCCAUACGUCCGUAAGCUCUGUUUUUGGUGGGCAGUGGCGAUGGGUGGUUACUUACAGGUGUACGCUUACAUAAAUGUGCUCUACUCGUACGUGUUGGAGGAAAACGAAGAUACGAAGUUUACGCUAUACAACGGCGCGGCGGAAUCCCUCAACACGCUCAUUGGUGCCUUUUCCGCGUUCGCUAUAAGCAAGGUAAAUUGGAAUUGGUAUUCAGUUGGCGACAUUUUCUUCGCCGUUGGAUCUAUUAUCGCAGCCAGUGUGUUAUUAUGCUGCGUUUACUGCCGAAACUUGUGGUACAUCUAUGCAUUCUACAUCAUCUACGGAAUGAUGUAUCAGACUAUGUUGACUAUUGCCGAGUCCGAGGUCGCCAAACGAUUAAAUAAAAAAUGUUAUGGAUUGAUUUUUGGAUUUAAUACUUUUAUUGCUGUGUGCAUUAAUACCAUUAUUAUAUAUGGAGUGAUUCAAGGCCAUUUUAUUAAGAUCAACAUAGCACAACAAUUUUUGAUAUACACCGUGUUGUACGCAUUACUAGCGUUAUUCUUUUUCGGUUCUUCUAUUUUGAAAAUGUUCAAAGAUGAAGGAAUCGUAGAAUACAACUGA